Messenger RNA from Harmonia axyridis, 1206 nucleotides. RefSeq names its product protein rhomboid. NCBI's taxonomy places the organism in Eukaryota, Metazoa, Arthropoda, Insecta, Coleoptera, Coccinellidae. The transcript is spliced from 4 exons. The record is from RefSeq and is a predicted model, not a curated record. Gene Ontology annotation, molecular function: serine-type endopeptidase activity. Bases 242 to 1084 code for a protein of 280 amino acids. Gene Ontology annotation, cellular component: membrane.
UCUCUCUCUCGCUUUCUGUGGAAAUACAUCGGGAAUUUAUGAUAUCUAGUUGUUUGUAGGAUGGGCCCUAUGAAAUGCUAAGAGUGUGAAUAUUUUAGUAGUCGGUGUUGGGGAUCAGGGAAUAGUAAAUGAGUGUAUUUCGGUACAGGACUGAAGAGGGAAUCGAGGCGAUAUGUUAUCUUAGAGGUUCUUGAACUGAGGAGGUUGGAAGAACUCCCCCUGAUGCCUCGCCACCUUUACUAUGAGAAAUUUUUCCCUAGAUGAUGAACCUCUUGGGGAUGUCAACGUAUACAUCAGCCCUGUCACAACACCAACUUCAACCGUAGAUGAAGAGAAAUGUCUCGUACGCAUCUCUCUCAAAUCUACAGAGUCGAAUAUCAGGGACGUAUGGAACUACAUUGUUCAAAAUUUACCAUAUCUUAUGAUAGUGAUAAGUUUAAUUCAAGCAAUAAUAUAUUUCGAAUGUAACGCUGACAUCCGUAAGAUAUUGAGGUAUGAUCCUGAUAAGAAAUAUGAGAUUUGGAGGUACCUGACGUACAUGCUGAUUCACGAAGAUGUCGUCCAUCUCGUGUUGAACCUAUUUCUCCAAUGCACUUUUGCCUUUUUUCUGGAAACCAAGCAAGGAAGACUGAAAGUAGGAAUAUUAUAUUUAGCAGGGGGCGCCACUGGCGUUCUAGGUGCAUCUUGCAUAAAUCCUGGAAUUCUGAUAGGAGCUUCAGCAGGAGUUUAUUCGUUACUUAUUUCUCUAGUGGCCGAUCUGUACUUGAAUUACGAGAAUAUAAAAUACAAGACAUACCGAGGUAUAUGCAUUAGUGUUAUGGUCCUAUCGGAUAUUACCUUCAACCUCUACCAUUUCUGGUCUAGGGAAGAACCCUUAAUAUCCUGGGAGGCUCACCUUUUUGGCGGACUUUCAGGACUCAUACUUGGCCUCGCUCUCUACACAAACAGCGAAGGUCUUCAGCAAGGAAGAAAAAAUAUUUGUAUGACUUUUAGCUCACUUUUGUACUUUCUGAUAUUUACAACCCUUGUGAUAAUCACUAUAGAUUCAGGAACCUUAAACUGUGCAACAAAAAUGAAAACGUAAUGAAAUGUUGCAUGAAUGUUUUUUUACCAUAGUUUUACUAUACUCAUUUUAUACUGAAUUGUAAGAAUUUAUACAAUUUUUUAGACGAAUUGUAACGAAUUUGAUUAAAUUUGUAAGAACAA